GUUGCUGUUGCCGGAGCGGCACCGUCCGCGUGGGAGCGUUGCUGGGCAGCGCUGCUUCCUCGGGGGGGGAGGAGGGAGCCCCGCUCUGCCCUGUUGGAGCAGCAGGCGCCAUGUCGUUCCCCGACCCCCGCACCUCCCUGCGGCUGCCCAGCGGCUUCGAGGAGAUUUUGUACGCCAUGGCCCGCGAGGUGCUGCGGGCGCAGCCCGACGACGUGCUGGGCUUCAUCACCCGCUACUUCCAGGCGCUGCUGGCGGAGAGGGAGCGUAACUCCGCUGCACGAAGGACGGGGCAGAACGAGGUACCGCCGAGCGGGGCGGUGAUGGAGCAGCAGGAAGCGGCGACAAAAAUCCAGGCUGCGUUCCGGGGCUACAGCACGAGGAAGGACCUGCGGGGGGUGCGCAGAGCCCACUCGGACCCCCCGCCCAGCGUCGGACCCCCGGGACUGCCUGUAACCGGGACAGCCCCGGCAGGACGCGGCCCGAGCGGGCGCCUCGUCCUCCAUUUGGAAACAUCCUGACCCAAAACGAGGAGCCACGACUGAGAAACCUACAUUUCUCUUCUCUCAGGGCGGAAAAUGAGCUCCCACACUGCGCCGAGGCGCCCGCAUAAUGAGAAGUUAAUAAAAUGCCUGCAAUAGCACUAUC
This is a messenger RNA of Coturnix japonica (Japanese quail), 645 nucleotides long. The record is from RefSeq and is a predicted model, not a curated record. Lineage: Eukaryota; Metazoa; Chordata; Aves; Galliformes; Phasianidae.